This is a messenger RNA of Tachyglossus aculeatus (Australian echidna), 4413 nucleotides long. It is a transcript of the gene G3BP2, whose product is annotated as G3BP stress granule assembly factor 2. The transcript is spliced from 12 exons. Gene Ontology annotation, molecular function: mRNA binding. The record is from RefSeq and is a predicted model, not a curated record. Gene Ontology annotation, cellular component: cytosol; ribonucleoprotein complex. Lineage: Eukaryota; Metazoa; Chordata; Mammalia; Monotremata; Tachyglossidae. The coding region runs from base 159 to 1613 and encodes 484 amino acids.
GGAAGCCAACAGGGAUCGGGAAAGGGAUCGGGAAAACCUUCUGGGAGACCCCCCCCCCCUUCCACCCUUCAGGCCGCCACUUGGCGCGGGACGCUCGGCGAGGAGGCGUCGGGGCCGGCCGCACGGGCCCACAGAAUUUGAUAUUUUGCACCAAAGAAAUGGUGAUGGAGAAGCCAAGCCCCCUGCUUGUAGGGCGGGAGUUUGUGAGGCAGUACUAUACUUUGCUGAAUAAAGCACCGGACUUCCUGCACAGGUUUUAUGGCAGGAAUUCCUCCUACGUUCACGGUGGACUAGACGCCAGUGGGAAGCCCCAGGAAGCCGUGUAUGGCCAAAAUGAUAUUCAUAAGAAAGUCAUGUCUCUGCAGUUCAGUGAAUGUCGUACCAAAAUUCGCCAUGUGGAUGCCCAUGCAACCCUGAGCGAUGGAGUGGUUGUCCAGGUGAUGGGUUUGUUGUCAAACAACGGGCAGCCAGUGAGGAAAUUUAUGCAAACCUUUGUCUUGGCUCCUGAGGGGUCUGUUCCAAAUAAAUUCUAUGUUCACAAUGACAUGUUCCGUUACGAGGAUGAUGUAUUUGGUGAUUCUGAAGCUGAGCUUGAUGAAGAAUCAGAAGAGGAAGUGGAAGAAGAACAGGAAGAAAGGCAGCCAUCUCCAGAGCCCGUGCAAGAAAACGCAAGCAGUACUUACUAUGAGACUCACCCUGUGACUAACGGAAUAGAGGAGCCCUUGGAAGAAUCCUCUCACGAGCCCGAACCGGAGUCCGAAACAAAGACGGAGGAGUCAAAACCCGAAGUGGAGGAAAAGAAUUUAGAAGAGCUCGAGGAGAAGUCUCCUUCUCCACCUCCGUCAGAACCAGUUUCUCUACCCCAAGAACCACCCAAGGCUUUCUCCUGGGCUUCAGUGACCAGUAAAAACCUGCCUCCUACUGGUACUGUUUCUUCCUCUGGAAUUCCACCCCAUGUUAAAGCUUCCGUCUCACAGCCAAGAGUCGAAACGAAACCUGAAGUUCAGUCCCAGCCCCCUCGGGUGCGUGAACAGCGUCCACGGGAACGACCUGGGUUUCCCCAAAGGGGGCCUCGGCCAGGCCGCGGAGAUAUGGAGCAGAACGAGUCGGAAAACCGCCGAAUAAUUCGUUAUCCGGACAGCCACCAACUCUUUGUUGGCAACUUGCCCCAUGACAUUGACGAGAAUGAACUAAAGGAAUUCUUCAUGAGUUUUGGAAAUGUGGUGGAGCUUCGCAUCAAUACUAAGGGAGUCGGAGGGAAGCUACCAAACUUUGGCUUUGUGGUUUUUGAUGACUCUGAGCCCGUUCAGAGAAUCUUAGUUGCAAAACCGAUCAUGUUCCGCGGGGAAGUGCGCCUGAACGUCGAGGAGAAGAAAACGAGAGCCGCGAGGGAGCGAGAGACCCGGGGCGGCGGGGAUGAGCGCCGGGACAUCCGGCGCAACGACCGAGGCCCCGGUGGCCCUCGGGGCCUAGUGGGCGGCGGCGGCGGCGGAGGAAUGAUGCGCGACCGCGACGGGCGAGGCCCACCCCCGAGAGGCGGCAUGGCCCAGAAACUCGGCUCGGGCAGAGGGAGCGGGCAGAUGGAAGGCCGUUUCACUGGACAACGGCGCUGAGACCCCCCACCCCCCAACCCCACCGCCGGCAGACCCCUCUCCCCCCCCCUCAGCGGGGGCCCCCCCAUUACUCGUCGUGUUUGCAUUCUCGUUCCUUUUUUUUUUGGCUUUGGAAUGUGACACAGCCUUUUUUUUUGUUUUUUCGAUCAUUUCUUUGGUUACCGGUUCAAUUGAGGUGGCCAUUCUCUCCCCAGUUUCGCAACAGGAUUCACACGGUUAAUUUAUAAAUCUAGACUUGGAGAAUAAGGACUGAGAAACGACCAUUUAUCUUAAACUCUCCGCAACCCAAAAAGAACUCAAAAGGACACGCCCAACCGAACCCAGGUCCUUUCAGCCCCCCAGUCCUCUGCUGCACAUUUGGUUUAAGCGUUGCCGUUCCUGCCUAUUACUACCGUUUUGGAAACGUACGAAAGUAGUGCAGUUUGUGCAAUUGGAGAAUCUUGCCUUUUAGAACACUUGGCUCGAAAACAAAAAACCAAACAGAAACCAACAGGAAAAAAACCCAAAAAGCGAAAACCUCGGGCGACGCGCUCGGCAGAAUGCACUAAUGGGUACUCCGAACUCAUUUACAUUGGCAUCCGCGGGAGGAGGCAGCAGGGAGAAAAAAAAAAUAGCCAUCAUCAUCACCUUGUUCAGGUAGAGAGUAGUUGGUGAAGUGGCGCGGGCAGACGCAGACCUUUAACGAGACUACAAGUAGAGUCCGGAAGGAAACCAUUUAGUCGUGAACUCAAUAACAGGAUCCAGAAACUUCAUAACUACGGUCUUAGGCCGGCUUAGUAGCUCCUAUCUAAGAUCUUUCUACCCGCCCCUCUCCAAUACAGGGGCGGCUGACCGACUGCUCCACAUAUUCCUCCUCCCCCUUUCCCCUCCCUUCUUUAAGCUGUGUACAGUGAAAAUGGUCCUUACCGUAUUUUAGUUCUCCGGUAAUGUAAUUAGCAUGACGGUGCCUUCAAUUGAUACAUCAUUCCAGUCUCGCUGGUGAUUUUGUACAGUAGAGUGUAUGGAUUGCUGUGCUGCAAAGCCCAACAGCUACAAAAUGUUUUAAAAAAAAAAAAAAAGAAUCAUCGGAUUGUAUAAAAAUCGCAGUAUCUUGAAAUCAGUAAAAGUGACUAGAGUGUCGAUCUUGCUCUGCAGUUAACAAUGUCGUAUGCUUUCUUGGGGAGGGGGAAGCCCGGGGGGCCGGAGCGGGGACCGGAAAGGGAGGAGGAGAAAGGGGGUCUGAGGAAUCUCCGGGUCCGACUUUUCCCUUGAAAUAGCACGAACGUGAACGUUAAUGGAGCUAUCGCUGGAGGGGCGCUUGCAUCGUCAAUCAACUUAACGUAAAUCCUCCUCAUUUUUACUUGGAUCUAGAGUCAAAGUACCCGUAUAAAAAAUGAGGAUACUGCAGUUUUCAGAGGAAAGAACAGCAGCUCUUAAGUGUUUGCCUUUUUUAGGUUUUUGGGUUUUUUUUUUUUUUGAACUGUCAUUUUGCACAACUCAACCGAUGUCAACACCCAUCUGGCUCCGAAUUUAAGGCUAGGGACGACAUCCUUUUUUUAUGAUUAUUUUUUUAAUAAACCCGUAGGAUCUUAAGUCUGUGAGGAAGGUUUGCAAUUGCUGGAUUUCCGUCUAUUUAGAACAUUCCGGUAAAAUGCAAACGUAGCCAAGGGUAUUAUCCAGCUUCGUGCUGUAGCAUUCAGUAGGCGCCGGUCUCGGACGCUCCGGGAUCGGGAGGGGGAGGUGUGUGAAACCCGCCCCCCACCCCCACCCCCUUCCCCAAAUCUGCGUGGAAGCACGGGAGACCUCGUCACAUUGCGACUUUUAGCAAAAAAAAUGCGCACGGCAGGGCAGCGGCCCAUUUCUGAACUCGGCAACUCGUCGCUGAUGAGGUAAACUAAGCCGAAGUUGCGCUUUUUGGGUCACGCUAGGCAACGUGAGCGAAAUGACAUCCGUCUAGUUUCAGAAUUUCUAAGACCGAGGUCUUCCGUGUCGGUUGGUAAGUCUUGCACUAUUUCAUGUAUUUUCCGGGACGCAGAUUUCUCACGGUUACCAUUUUUAGGUUUUAAAGGUCUUUUUUUUUUCUGUUGAAGACGGUUUUUACGCUCUCAGAUGUUAGGUGUCGUACUUGAAGCCCUCACCAGAAACCGUGACUUUGGUUUUGAGCUUUGAUGUCUUUAUCCGAACUGCUCGGUGGGAAGCGGUUUACCAUCAGUGUUCUGUUUGGUGUCUCCCCCUUCUCUCGUCCUCUCCCCUCCCCGUCCUCCGGCUCCUUCCCCUCUUCAAAACCCCACCUGUUAUUCCUCCCACCCAAGAUGUUGCCCUGCCGUCCUAUAAAGUGUGUCCCGGCACCAGAAGUCAUCGAAAAUGUAAAUGUAAUAGAAAACUAGAAGAGCCAAGAGCCAUUCAGCUUCAGGCGUGCUUCUUUAAAGUCUCACGAAUAAACAGUUGAAACAUCACACAGAGAAGUUUACAUGGUGAUUGCUCACCUACCGUACUGUGGACUUUAACAUUCUUGUCCCUCUUUUAGAAAAUGUACCUCUCGAAGCAAAGUAGCAGACUCGUUCACCAUUCCCGUUAGUUGCUGAUUUAUCGCUGCUAGUGUUCUUUCCAUCGUUACCGACCUAUUUCGACACACCUGGCUUGACCAUCUUGGCUUUAGUAGGUAUAGAAGACAGUGGAUUACCAUCUUUAUUGCUGUAAUGUGUUAAGCAUUAUUUGCUAGUAGAAUCUAGUUAAUUGUUUCAGGUGGAACGUAUUCUUUGAGUUUCCAUUUUGAAUGUGUUUUGACUAAACAUACAAUAAACUACUGAUGUCUGCAGCA